AAUUAAUUUUCAGAAUUGUUUAUAUAAUUGGUCUGAAACAAUUUGUAGCAACUUGUGUUGGGUUAUAGUGGACAAGAAAUUAUGUGUAGCAACACAGGACUGGUGGGACUUGCAUAAAAGUGAUAGAAAAUUACUAAUAACCAUCAUUUUAGCCAGUUGUUAUGACCAAACUACAUCAGCUGAUAUUCCAAUUUUUUUACCUCAUUCAAGUACUAAGGUAAAUUAAUAUAUGUAUUUAUAUAAAAUCAGUGAUGUUAUAAUUAUGACAAUAUUAUUUAAUAAUAAUAAAUAAUUGUCAAAUAUGUACUAUAAACUGUAUUAUAGAUAGGUAUCUAGCAAAUAGUGGAAAUUAUAGUUACAUAAAAAAACUAUAUAAUAAGUAUCCUACCUCUUCAAAUUCUUUUCCCCUUACAACAUUAGCCCUACACACUUACACUAACAUGUAUGAAACACUUAAAAUUACUGACUUAUUUUGUUUAAUACAUUACUAAUUUAAUAGUACAAUUAUUAUUAUAGGAACUCAUUAUCAUCUUUAAAUUUAGUAUUAUAUUAUCAUUUAAAUAAUAUUUUGCAUGAGAUCUUAUUCAUCAAACAAUAUGUUAUUGUUGAAAAUCAUUUAUUUCUAUUUACAAUGCAACAUUAUACUUCAACAUUAAUUGUUUUCAGGUUCUUUUACGAUUAGUAUGUUGCAUGAUUGUACAAGGUGUAUGGGCAGCAGCUAUUUGUGGACCUACACCAAAUUUAGACGAUGUUGAAAUCAGUGCUGCUAAAAGUUUUAGAACAGUUAUAAAUAAUUUUAGAUCCAAUUCCACUAAAUUUGAAUUAACAUCUGGGUAACACUGAAUUUUAUAUUAAUACAAAUAUCAAAUUUCUUGAUCAUUACCAUUAUAAUAAUACACCAUUUAUUAAACUAUUGAUAUGUUUCAUUUUAGUUAUAUUAUAAUAAACACAAAUUCGUUCAAAUUUAUGCAAAAUUAUUACUCAAGUAAUGAUGUCCAAAAUGGAAUUAUACUUUUUUACAAUAAAAUUUCAUCACGUCUUAUGAAUGGUAUACUAUAUAUUUUAAAUAAUUAAAUACAACUUAACUGUACCAAGUCAAGUAUUACUUUUUACGCUCUAAGAUUUAUACUAUUAAAUUAAUAAGUUAAAUUUUAAAGCGUGUGUAUUUUAUAUUGUUUGCUAGAUGAUAUAAUGGCAAACGAAGUCUCAAGUAAGGGUAAAAAGUAUAAUUAUUAUGCUAUGCGCUCAAAUGGUAUUACAUUAUGUUUAGCAUAUCCAAAUAAACAUAAUAUGAUAACAAUCAGGUGAAUAAUUAUUUAAUUUUAAUUGUAUACAAUAAACCCAACAAUGAGUUAUAUUUCAUUUAUGCUAAAUAAAUUAUGUAUUAUUUAUUAUUUUAUAUAGGUAUUUAUACUUAACAAAUUUUUGUAUAAUAUAAAGCUAGUCACAUAUUACAGUUUUAUUCAUCCGUGAACAGUGUUUGUCAUAGUACAAACUAUUUUGUUUAUACUCUGAUAAACUACAGCUUAAUUCAUCUGUGAACAAGUAGAUACUAGUAAGACUAGUAAUCAAUAUAUUUUAACUAAAUUUUCAUUAAAGGUCGAACAAAAAAUCAGAAUAAACUUUUAAAUAAACAUUAUGAUUAUAAAUGUAUAAUGAUACUAAUUAUACUUAAAAAUUGUAUUUAUUUAUUAUUAUAAUUUAUAUUAUUCAUGUUAUGAUUGUAUUGUUAAAUGUUAAUUAUAAAUCUCAUGAUGAUUUAAUAAUAGACUAUAAUUAAAUUCCUUCAAUGAAACUCUAUUUUAUAGGUUAUAAACUAAAAUACAAAAAUAUAAAACUAAAAUUAGUAAAUAAAGAAUUUCAAUUUCAUUUCUUGAAUUAAUAUAGAAUUUAUAUUUAUUAACUAAUUUAAUAUUAUUUUGUCUUACCAAUUAGUAAUAGGAAUGACUAUAUGUUUUCUUUUUCAUAAGCAAUAUUAUUCAUUUCGUACAAAUAAGCAUUAAAUUUCCCUCUACUCCAUUCCAAACUUCUCACCUACAAUAGUGCCACACACAUGUGCAAAUUAUGUCAUGUAUUUCUAUUAUUAUAAACUUAUAACUGAUUUUGUGUUACAGAUAUUAUGCACAGCAAACAUUUCAACAAAUUUUAUCUGAUAUCAAUGUUUAGACUACUUGACCAAAUAUACCAUGAGAUUUGUAGAUGUAAUAUACAUCUACACAUAUUUUUAGAAGAGCUUAAAAAAAUAUUUUUUAGAUCAAAAUCUUUUGUCAAUUUGAAAUCUAAAUAGAUAAUUAUUAUAACAUAGAAUUAGCAAACAGAAUGCAGUAACAAAAUAGGCAGCAAAAUGUAGUCAUUAAAUAUGACAAAUUAUAUAUAGUAUACUAUGGUGGGAUUGAUAGGAUAGUCUUCAAAUCUCUUGAAUAAAAUAUUAUUUUUAGUUUUUUAUCUUAUAUGAAUGUACCAUCCAAAAUUUAAUAUUGUCACUUUUAGACUUAUUAAUUGUAUACAUUAUACAAUGUAUAUAUCUAUUAUUUACUAUUGUAAACUAUUGUUUGUAUUUAUUAUAUUUUAUAACAUAAUAUAUUUAGAAGUUUAUUUAUUUCUGUGAAAAAUUUUGCUCAGAUUUUCAAGUGUACCACUAUUUCUGAAAGGAAAUCCAACUGGGGUUGUACUUUAAGGAGGUAAUUUUUUGAUUUUCCUAUGCAAUUUCACAAUAUAUAGGGAAAAACUUAGAAAAAACACUGUUAAAGUAAUUUUUAACAAUUUUUUUAUUGAAUUUAUUAAUUUUAUGCUGCUUCAUACUGAAAUUGUCAAUAAUUUAUUUGUAAAUGUAAAUAAUGUAUCCCCUCUCCCCCAUGAUCUUGUAUUUCGUACCAUUGUUUCUUACUAUUAUAUAUUUAAUAUUCUUAUAUUUGUUUUAUAUGUUUUUUUCUCUCUUGUUAUCUUUUUAAUUGUUUAAUAAUUUAAUAGUUAUAUUUACAAUCUUUUGUAUAUUGCCUAACUGGCAUUUAAUUUUAUAAAUAAAUCAUUGAACUCUGAUCAGAAUCAGCAAUGAUUUCGUUGGCAAUGAUUAAUCCUUGCAUACAGAUAUACAUUGAAUUUACCCUCUACCUUCGUAACUUCUCACCUACAACAGUGGCCUAUCGUGCAAAGAUGGCCAUUUGUUUUUAUAUAUAAGGUUUAGUAAUCAUUGUAUAUUACUUGUUUAAUACAAUUAAAUAUUUUGCAUAAUUUAUUUUAUUUCUUUAAGAUAAACUUAGAAAAGUUGAAGUCAUAUUUCUAAUUUUACAGCUACCAUUCUUCAAUAAAUUGGCAGGCUUAAUAUAGUUCUAUAAUUUAACUAAGUACAACAUAUUUUUUAGAACAGCUUAAUGGAAGUAAAAUGAUAAAAUAAAAAUCAAGAUAAUUAUUUUAAUUUAUUAAAAUACAAAUACCAAAAAAAACAUCUUAAAAAUCUCAUUUGGUGUCGUACCACUUUUUUAAUGUAUCUGGUGUUGACAUUUGGUUUUUAUAUUUGUUAACUAAUUUUGUAAAUGUUGUAAAUGAUGCAUCAUUCUUUUUAAUAUUUCUUUUUAUACUUUUCACCUGAAAUAUAUGAUAAUAUUAAUAUUUAUAAAAAUAUUAAUUAUUUACUAAACAUACUUUUGGUUCUCUCUUUUUUUCAUUUCUAAUGUCUAGGCUACGUUUCUUUUUCAUGGUUAGUUUAUUCUUAGUUUUGACAUUUUUCUGAUGAGAUUCAGAUUGAAUCUUUAAUUUGAAUUUUGAUCGAAUCGCAGUAUGUCCCUGAAAUAUAAAAUGUAUACAUUUACACAUUUGUGUUGUACAAUAAAUAAUAUUUGUUUCAGUUACCUCUCUAGCUGUGAUUCCGGUAUAUUCAGGGAGAUCUGCUGUUUUCUUUUUUGAUAGUUUUUCAGCAGUUUUAUUUUUUUUAUUAAUUUCAGUUUUAUUAAUCUUUUUAUUUUUAUUUUCAGUAUUUGAGAGCUGUUUGUUAAUUAAUGGAUUACAUGUUUUACUUUUUUCUACUCUUCGUUGCCUUGCUUGUAAAACAAGUCUAUUUUCAAUAGAAAAUGCAACAAUUGGUCUCUAAAAUGAUAAUAUCAAUGAUUAAUCUUCUGAAAUAAUAUUUGUUACUAUUUUAUGAAUCUUUAAAGCUAUAGUGAGUAUAGUAUAGUAUUAUAUCUGCAUUUACUACAUUGGUCUGUACAACAAACAACAAUAGAACACAAUUUUGCUAUAUAACAGUGAUGUUUAAAAUGAAUAAUAUAUUCAAGGCCAAAUUUAAUAAGAACAUAUGUUUGAGUUUAAUGUAUUAUAAAAAUACUAGAAUAUUUGAUAUUUUAUUCUUAAAUGGAAAACUAUUUCGAUUUAUAACCUCUAAAGUCAAACUUCACAUCAAAAGUUUAAAGUUAUGUUAUUUUUUAGACAGACCAACACAAUAAAUGUGGGUAUAACAUACUCUUACGAUAGGUUAGGUUACACUGGGUGAUUCUUUUUCUAUUGAACAUUCAUUAUUUCAUGAAGUAUACACUUGAAUAGAGCUUUACUGCUUUCCCCCUUCCCAAACCUAAAAGUAGAAUAUUUCUCAUGAACAAGUUUACGGAAAACAAUUUUUUUUAGUCUAAGUAGUGGAAUAAUGGGUGUUCAAUGAUAAAAGAAUCACCCUGUAUAUGACAAAUGAUAUUUUCAUAUAGAAAAGUAAAAUUUUAAUUACUAAAUUAGUUUUUUAAUUAAUUAAUUAUAAAAUAAACUAAACUUUAUUUGAAUUAAAAAUGUUUGGAUUAUUAUUAAUAGCUCUAAGUGCUUUCAAAGCAUCUUCGUGAUCUUUGAAUGUAACAAAGCCAUAUUCUUUUGAAAUGGCUACUCCACUAGGAUCCACCUUUUUCAAAUUUCUCAUCACAACUGCCUGAAAUAUAUGUAAUUAAAACAAACAAUUUAAGAUUCCGAACAAAGUAUAAGUGAAGCAUUGUAUUAUUAUUCCUCUUUUUUAUAGGUUAUAAAAAAUAAAAACAUUACAAAAUUAAGGUAAAUUAAAAUUACAAGAAAAAUAUUAGCAAAUUUUAAUUUUAAAUAGUAAAAUCCGGGUCAUAAGUACUACAUUUGGGUAUUUCCUUAAAUGAAGCCAUUCAUGUACAAAAUAUAUUAUCUAAUCACAUAUACUUAUUAUAAAAUACCACUUACAGAUUGUAUAUUUUCAAAGAAAUGUAAAAUAUAUAUAUAUAUAGUAUACUACACUGUAUAUAUAUAUAUAAAUACAGUGUGAUCACGAUUUAAGGUAACACUAAAUUAUCUUUAGCGGAGGACCUUAUAUUGAAAUGGAGUUUUUGGGAGGUGAUAAGAAGUACCUAAAUACAUAUUUUCAGAUAAAUUUCAAAUUUUUAAUACUUCUGGUAUGCGCAUGCGCAAUACAACUUACAUUUUUUUAAAUGGAAACACUAUUUUUUUUUAAACAUUUUUUGUAUUCAAUGUUUUUUUCUAUUUAUAAAACUGACCAAGUUAGAGUAAGUCAAAAUUUGGAUUUCUGUAUAAUUCGUGUUUAAUGAAAUUUUCAUUUAUAACCACUGGAAAUACUAAAAUAAUUGUGAAAUAAAUGUUCAAUUUACUUUAUCUGUUUACAAAUAAUAAUUUAAAAAUACUGUUGGUCACUAGAAUGUAUAAUGGUAAUAGUAAUAUUAAUAUUAUAAUAAAAAAUAAAAUGUAUUAAAUAAAUUUAUCAUAUGAAUUGUUCAAAAUUUUCACCAUUGUGUUCUAAACAUAAUUCAAUUUGUCUCAAAAAUUCAGUCGAAGUUGCCGCCUUAAUUUGCUCCUCACUUAAAAUAUCACAUGCUGCCUGUAUUUUGUUUUUUAAGUCCUGAAUAUUGACAGAUGGAUUUGCAUAAACCAGUCUUCCAUAAGUACCAAUCCAGCGGUUUGGAAAUAUUUAAUUUAAAUAUUGUCUAACAAUAAUUGCACUGUGGGCUGGUCCUCCAUCAUGCUGGAAAAACAUACGGUUCCGUGUGUCUAAUGAAAUAUCAUCCAACAGUCUUGGUAAUUCGUUGGUUAAGAAAUUGAGAUAUUGUCUGCCAUUAAGCGUACAAUCGUAAAAGAACGGUCCUAUUAGCUUUCCAUCAACUAACCCACAUCAUACAUUAAUUCCCCGAACCAUUUGAAAAUUAGUUUCACGUGACCAGUGUGGGUUUGUGUCAUCCCAGCAUCGAUGAUUUUGUUUAUUCAUAAAGCCNUUGUUAGUGAAUUUUGAUUCAUCCCUCCAAAGAAUAUGAUUGACAAUUAAAGGGUUAUCAUACAAUUUAAUAUAGAACCAAGCUAUACAUUCCAACCUACGAAUAGAAUCUCUUCCACGACAAAAUCGAUUUUAUAUGGGUGCAUUUUGUGUUUUUUUAGAAUUUUUUGAACAUAACCAUAUGAAACGCCAAUUUCGCGAGCAACAUUCCUAAUUGACGAACAUGGAUUACCUCUUAUGUAUGCUAGUACCUGUAAUUCUGUAUCGUCAUCAAACAUAUUUGCUCUACGCCUUUGUUGAAUUAUUUGUCUGCCAGGAAAUCUUCCUUCCUCUUUUAACCCUUUUAAAAGUCGUAAAACAUAAUUAUAAGGUGGAUGGUACUUUUCUGGGUAUCAUUCGGCAUACUUCAUAGCAGCUAGGCGUAUAUUACAUUGACAUUCGCAAUAAAUUAAAAACAAUUCAACUUUUUCAGCGUUAUUCAUAUUUAAAAAAUUAUAAUUUAUAGAAGCACUUAAUAACCAGACAUCCACGGAUAACGCACACACUUUAGAACGGGUCUAAUUACAGAAUAAAACUAAAAUUAUAAUUUUCAUCAAAUUAAAUGCCUUAUUAUCUGAUUAUCUUAUCGUUAAAUAAAAUAAAAUUCCACUAAAAAAAUAGUUAAAAUUGUAAUCGUAUUAUUGCAGUUUACUGAACAAAAAUUAUUACAUAUUCGAGAUAUUUAUUCUAGUGACCAACAAUAUUUUUAAAUUAUUAUUUGUAAACAGAUAAAGUAAAUUGAACAUUUAUUUCACAAUUAUUUUAGUAUUUCCAGUGAUUAUAAAUGAAAAUUUCAUUAAACACGAAUUAUACAGAAAUCCAAAUUUUGACUUACUCUAACUUGGUCAGUUUUAUAAAUAGAAAAAAACAUUGAAUACAAAAAAUGUUUAAAAAAAAAUCAUCUAUCCGAAUAUGUAGAAAAAAAAAAUAGUGUUUCUAUUUCAAAAAAUGUAAGUUGUAUUGCGCAUACGCAUACCAAGUGUUAAAAAUUUGAAAUUUAUCUGAAAAUAUGUAUUUAGGUACUCCUUAUCACCUCCCGAAAACUCCAUUUCAAUACAAGGUCCUCCACCAGAGAUAUUUAGUGUUACCUUAAAUCGUGAUCACACUAUAUAUAGUAAAAUUUUUAGGAAAUGAAGGUAAAUUAAUAAAUUUUAAAAACUAAACAUUUAAAUUAAUUUAUGGUGGUAAUUUGUUGGAUAAAAUAAUCAAUAUGAAUGCGGUAUAUUGAUAAUAAUUUGUACUUACUUUUAAUACUGCAUUAGGACGAGAGUACUUUGAAAAUAAAUCUUUUAAUUUUUUAUUAUCUAUGUUAGCAGGCAAGUUGUGAAUAAUAAGUCUAUUACGAGCCACAAACAUGUUUAAAUUUUUUAAAACUUGAGAUUUCCAUUGUUCCAACUGUAGACGUUUGUUCAUAUCAUGAACAGAUACACCAUUUGCAGCUGCUGUACCAACGAUUAUAACUACAACAUGAAUUCAAGAAUUAUAUAUUCAUCAAAUACAAAAUAAAAAUGAUUACAAUAAAAAUAAAUAUCAUCUAUAUACCUCCUUCCUUGAUCAAAUAUAAAUUUCUAUUGUCAUUAUGAAUAAUCUUUCCUUCUUUUGAUUUAUCAAGAACAUCUUUAUCAAUUGCCAUUUGAGGUUCCAUUGUAGAUCCAGAUAGAGUUAGCUCUUCGGGAGAACAAGUCAUACAAGUAUCUACACUACUAGUAUUCUAAACAAUUUGCAUAUAAAUAUGUAUACCAAUUAAUAUUUUUGUAAAAAAACAGUAUACUUCAAUUUGUAUGAAAUAAUGGCACUUAGAAGAUUUUUAAUUAAAAAAAAAAUGAUGAAUGCAAAAACUUAUUAUAGUUGUAGUAUUAAAUUUAAAAUAAUUUAAUACAUAAAUUAUGAUUACUUCAUUUAAACAGAUAAUUAAAUUUGACAUAAAAUUUAAAAACCUAACAAUAUCUUUAAAAUAUUUUAGAAUAUUUGUUGUUACCAAUCUUAAGUGUAGCAAGGAAUAUAUAUUAGUUUUACUAUGAUUUAUACUUAUUGUUUUGUAUCUAGUCUAUUUACAACUUAACUAUCAAAAAUCUUGCUCUGAUUAUCAACUAUAGGGAUGUGUUUUUGGUAUCACGUUUUGUAUUUUUGGUGUAUUGGAGAGGUCAUUGAUUGAUUUUCUUUAAUAUAUGAAAAAAAAAAAGGGAAUUUAGGCAAUAGAAUUUAAAAUUUAAGUUUCUAAUACCUAUUUUAAUUUAUUUUUUUAAUUAUAUUUCAGUUCAAAAUAAACGUAGACUUAAAAUUUUCACCAAAUACUUAUAAAAACACUUUUUAGACAUAAUACAAUUUUCAAAACAUUCUUGCUCUUUUUAUUUGGCUUUAAUGUCUAACAAUUUGAUAUAAGAUUCAUCAUAUUUUGUUUAAAUUAACUUAAAUUUAAAACUUAUUAAAUAAUGUUCAAACAAACUUCCCUCAAAGUCAAUAAAUAUAAAUUGAAUUAACCUUUAUAUCCUACAUUUCUAACUUCCAACCUACAACAGUGGUAUACCCUUGAUACAAAGUAUAUUGGCUUUUUUUAAUGCAUUGGAAUAAUAAUUAUUUUGAACUCAUUUAUUUAAUAUUUACCCUAAACUUAACAAAAGCUGUUCCUUUAGAAUGCUCUGUUAAACGAUCUACACAGAUAAGUGCAUAGUAAAUAGGUCCAAAUCGUUCUUUCAUAAAUCGCUUUAGUUCUUCAUUAGUAACACUAAAUGAUACAUUUUUAAAGAAAACUGUUAAACCCUCUUUAGUAUCAUGAGAUUUAAAACGCUUUUUAUUUUCAGUACAAAUUACAGAUUCAUCAUCGGUAUUUUUUCUUUUGUUUUUAUCAUCAUAUCUAAAAACAUACAUAGGAAAUGAAUUAUAUUAUUCAGUAAUUAAAACUAAUGUUGUAACUUACUCAAAAUGUGAAGUCUCAAAAUCCACCAAAUUUUCAUCUUCAAUUUUUGUUGUAUCAAGAGUCAGAUAAUCUUCAAUAGUUUUUGAAGGUUUUUCUUUUUCAGCUUGAUCAUCAUCUGAUAAAACUUCUUCUUUAAUUUCUUGAUCUACUUUCUCAGUCUCUAUAACUAGUUCUUCUUUGACUAAACUAUUUUCUUCUUUAGAAGUAUGAAUAGUUUCAUAUUUAUUUUUAGGUAUAGCCCAAUCAACAACAAUAGAUCGACCUUUUAAAAAUAUAUAUACCUUAUAAUUAAAAAAUAAUAUUUUAAACUAGCUUUUUUGUACAUAAAAACUAAAAGUAUCAACUAAGUACAAAACAGUUUUAUACUUAGGUACUUAAAAAUUAAUUGAAAAAAAUCCCAGUAUAUAUUAUCUUGCAUUAUUAACUUCCAAUGUACCAAUAAAUUAAAAAGUUUAUAUAUUAGUAUUAGUCAGGAAAUCAUUAGAAACUAAAACAAUAAAUAUGAUCAUCCAAAUGGAUUUUUAUAAUAAAUUUCAAGUAAAUCGGGGAAUAAGUUUAAAAGCCAUGACAACAAAAAUGUAAAAAAAUAAUUGUACAGAUUAGAUUGAAUGUGAUAAAUGGUUUUUUACAUUUUUUUCUCCACAAUAUCUCUUUCCACCUUUCAACAAAUGUGACCUAUUUUCAACUAAAACUAAAUUGUCUGCAAACAUAAUACAUUAGAAUGCUUCACUCAAAAUCUUAACAAUAACAAAUGCAAGCAAGUGUGGACUUAAUACUGACCAUUGAUGAACUCUUGUUUAUCAAAAUAGGUACACUUUUUAUAUUUAUUCUCACAUUUUCAACCCUCUUUUUUUUCAAAAUCUUCUAUAAUACCUCACUAUCGUCUCUACUAUAUGAAACUUUUUUUUUUAUGUAUCAGUGGUAUUACACAAAAAUAAUAUUUUAAACAAUUGUCAAUACUUGCCUGAAAAAUCUUUUCCACUGGUAUGGGCAAUUGCUUUAGCAGCAUUUUGCUUAACAGCAAACUGUACAAAGCCACAACCAAUUAAUUUUCCAUCAGGUUUACGAAGAAGUUUAAUAUCAUUUAUCUCUCCAAAUUUAGAAAAAUGUUCUUGCAGUUCCUUUUCGUUUGUCUAACAAUAUUGUGAAAAAAAUUAUAAUUUACUUAUAAACAAUUUUGUAUAUCAACAGAUUAUAAUUUUUGAAAUAGGUAAUUAAAAAAAAUUACUAUAGCCACAUAAUUUUAAAAUCUUAGAUAACUUUGAUUUCAAAACUUACAGUAAAUGGAAGAUUUCUUAUAAUAAGUCUUCCACGCCGAUUGUUAAUUUUUUUUGGCAAUUUAUUUUUUGCAAAAAAUAUUUUAUUCUUCAUCCUUAAUGUAGGUUUAGGUAAAUAAAAAUAAAACAGUAUAAAAAUGUAAUGUUUUAUUUAAUAUAUUUAUAUUCAACAUUUCGCAUAGUCACAUGUAAUUUUAUCAUUAUUAUCUUUGAAAGAUAUGUUAUCAUUAUGACGAUUAGAAAUCAAAGUAUCGGAGUGACCACAUUAGCGAUAAUACGAAACUCAUAUUUUAUCCAUGGUAUGGUCAGCUGCUUAUUUUGGCAUAAGCAUAAUACGAUGGACACGAACACGCAACUAUUUUUUCUUAGUAUAUUUGUCUGUGGUCACAAUUUAACGAAUUCACAAUACUUAUAAGGAAGUCUACUUUGUGUAGCAAUUAACAUAAUAAAUUAAUAAAUAAUAUUUCUACGUUUAUCGUAAUAUUUUUGUUUAUGGGCCGUGCGACUAUCGGUGUGGUAGUAUCUGUAAUCUUUAUUCCGUGGUCCAAGAUUUUCAGUCUUUACUAUUCAUUUGAUCGAAUUUCUGUAGUUUUUCUUCUUACGAUUAUUAAAUUCAGUUAUUUAAAUAUUUGUAACAAAAUAUCUAAUUUAACACAUGCAAUACAUUGGAAAUGUACUUACUUCUGCUGAGUGCUGAUGGAUUAUGAUGAUACUGAUUGCUGAAGAGUGCUUUGCAUGCUUAUUAUUUUCAUUACACGGAAGAAAAUAAUUUUAGAGAGUAAUAAUUGUUGUCCCAGAAAAUUAUGUAGACUAGAUUUGUGUGUGUUCGAAUUUUUAUAUACUGUGUAAAAAAAACAUUGAACAACUUGAACAUGGAGUACCUAAUUGAUGUAAAAAUUUAAAAUGGUACCAUUAUUUGGUAUUUUUAUCAAAUCACUAAUUUGCACCCAUAGACUUUUAAAACUAUUAUUUAAUAGAUUAUUAGUAGAUUUUUCGAUCUUAUAUUUUAGUUAAUUGUUAUAUUGUAGCUUGGUUUAUUUGAAAUAUGGUGGAGGACAAAAUUUUAUAUACUUUCCGAGGAUGGUUGGCUUUUGUGGCUUUCAUGGAUCUUGGUGUAACAUUCAGGUCAUUUUUUGAGAACAAAUGUAUCAUUGGAACCCGAUCAAAUUUACAUGCAGAUGAAAACUUUAUACAUGGUACCUACUUUUAGUAUAACACGUUUUACUUUUUGAUUUUACCUGACAAUGAAUUGUAAUACU
Molecule: messenger RNA, 11709 nt
Organism: Cinara cedri
Lineage: Eukaryota; Metazoa; Arthropoda; Insecta; Hemiptera; Aphididae
Source: the annotation of a GenBank genome assembly